AUGAUUAAUAUCGCCGGCGUUGUCAGCAUCGUUCUUUUCUACAUCUUGAUCCUUGCGGUCGGGAUAUGGGCGGGCAGGAAAAAGGAGUCCGGAAAUGAUUCGGAGGAAGAAGUUAUGUUAGCCGGACGUUCGAUCGGCCUGUUUGUCGGCAUUUUCACCAUGACCGCUACAUGGGUCGGAGGUGGUUACAUUAACGGAACAGCGGAAGCAAUCUACACAUCCGGGCUAGUCUGGUGUCAGGCUCCGUUCGGUUAUGCGCUCAGCUUAGUAUUCGGUGGCAUCUUCUUCGCGAACCCAAUGCGAAAGCAAGGAUACAUCACGAUGCUGGAUCCGCUGCAGGAUAGCUUCGGCGAACGGAUGGGAGGUUUGCUCUUUCUGCCCGCACUCUGCGGAGAAGUGUUCUGGGCGGCAGGUAUCUUGGCCGCUCUUGGCGCCACCCUGUCGGUCAUCAUCGACAUGGAGCAGGAAACUUCGGUUAUCCUGUCGGCGUGCAUCGCCGUCUUCUACACCCUGUUCGGAGGGUUGUACUCCGUGGCGUACACGGACGUGAUACAGCUGUUCUGUAUCUUCAUCGGGCUGUGGAUGUGCAUCCCGUUUGCGUGGGCCAACGAUCACGUCAAGAGUCUGUCGUCGAUGGACGUUGACUGGAUCGGUGAGAUCGGCGAGGGCUACACCUGGUUCUAUCUGGACUACGGCCUGUUGCUAAUAUUUGGCGGUAUUCCCUGGCAGGUAUACUUCCAGCGUGUUCUUUCCAGCAAAACAGCUGGACGGGCUCAAAUCCUAUCGUACGUAGCAGCAUUCGGUUGCAUUCUGAUGGCCAUUCCACCCGUACUCAUCGGUGCCAUCGCAAAGGCAACACCCUGGAACGAGACGGACUACAAGGGCCCGUGGCCACUAACGACCCAGGAAACGAGCAUGAUUCUGCCGAUGGUGCUGCAGUAUCUGACGCCAGACUUUGUGUCCUUCUUCGGGCUCGGGGCCGUCUCAGCCGCCGUUAUGUCUUCGGCCGACUCAUCGGUGCUGUCUGCUUCCUCAAUGUUUGCCCGCAACGUUUAUCGGCUGAUCUUCCGGCAGCGUGCCUCCGAGAUGGAAAUUAUCUGGGUCAUGCGUGUGUCAAUUCUGGUCGUCGGUGUACUGUCCACCAUUAUGGCCCUAACCAUACCCUCGAUUUAUGGGCUCUGGUCAAUGUGUUCCGACUUGGUGUACUGUAUUCUCUUCCCGCAGCUUCUGAUGGUGGUACAUUUCAAGCAUCAUUGCAAUACGUACGGCAGUUUGGCAGCGUACAUAAUCGCGUUCCUGGUGCGUCUGUCAGGGGGUGAAUCCAUGCUGGGUUUACCCGCUCUGAUCCACUAUCCGGGCUACAAUGAAGAAACCAGCACCCAGAUGUUCCCCUUCCGAACAAUGGCCAUGAUCAUGAGCCUGAUCACGCUGGUGGGCGUAUCCUGGUGGACAAAGUGGGUAUUCGAAACUGGACGAUGGGCACCACACUACGACUAUUUCCGUUGCGUAGUGAAUAUACCGGAAGAAUUGCACCGUGUUGGAGAGCCGUCGGAUUCGGGCGAGCAGCUCUCGGUGAUGGCUGGUGGUAUGACGCGCAUGUACGGUGCGGCUACAAUGGUCGGUAAGGAUGAGCGCAACGGACGAAUAAAUCCGGCCCUCGAGCCGGACGACGAUCUGCCGGUGGUUGAGGCGCAGCGACAGAUGCAACAAUCCGCAGGCGGAGAAAGCGGUGUCGCAGCACCCGGCACUGGACCGGCUCAGGCCCAUACGGCCUUUUGAAACGCACCCACCGGUACCGGCGUUCGGUUUGACUGAACGGAGCCGGUUGGCAGCCGUCGGGGAGGCCGAACCAAAGCCGAACGAAAUCGACUUUAUUAGCGUGCAGUAUUUGGAGCAUGUUCUCCACCCCAGGUGUGAAAACGGUAUAAAGUGACGAAUUAUCAGCAAAAAUACAUAUCAAGAAUGCACGUGGGACAGGACGUAGUAUUAAAAUAUAUAAAGUAAGUGGAAUGAAAAGUGAAAAGAAUAAUUAAGACCUUAGCCACUAGAAUGGAAGAGCAUAAAAGAGCAAUGCAAAACAAAACGACACGCAAACGCAAAAGUUAAAGACAAGAACAAGUAACGAAUACAUAUCAAAUCAAAUCAAUAGAAUACAAUGGAGAGAAAAAUAGGCAAGCAGAGAAAAAAAAACCCUAGGAUGCAUGUUCAUCAAGCAACAAAUACAUAUCAAGUAUGGUAGGGGAGAAACAAAACGAUAGGUAUAUUAUACAUAUGUUAACGAAACAAAACUAGUAAUGACUAUACUUACCUAUAACUGUUAGUUGGUUUAACGCCAUAAUCCUAAGGGCGGUGGCAAAGCAGGCGGUAAGGCGACAGUUGUGGUUGAUGCGUAGCAAAUUUUAAUGACAUGUUAGCAAUGGAAAGGUUCGAGCGGAGGCUUGAAAUAAUAUUCUUUCACUCAUUUGUUGGAUUUCCAUUUUAUGUUGCUCCGUCUGUGAAUAUUGUACGAUUAGAUAGGAAUGUUGGAAGUCACGAAUGUGAGGUACAUAAGGAAUGUUGUUGGGCAUUUGGUUGAUAAACAGCGAAUGGUUUUAUUAAAAUUGGUUUGUUUUGUUUAGCGUCAUCCUACACGGAGGAAUAGCUUUAAAAUUCCGCGAUCACAAUGGUUCACAAUGGAGUAAAGCAAAAACAAAGUCACAAACUCAAAGGUGCUAGAGACAGAAGAUGGGAGAAGACAGGAGUGGAUGAGUUGUCGAGCAGAUGUCGAUAUGCCAUUAUUAUUGUUUGGUGUUUGUAAGUUAGUAAUUUUUCGUUAGUAAUUUUAACGCAAUUCUUGUUGGAGUGUUGUUGCAGAGUUUAGUCCCAAGAGAAAGGCAGCGAACGUGAGGCAACGGUGAGGUGAGCGGAGUAAUGAGAGAAACAAACCUAUAGAACUGAUAAUUAAGUCCCGGGCAGGUGAGCGGUACGAACAUAUCAUUACAAGUAUAAACAACUGCAAACGUAAGUUGCAUUUCACUGGGACAUAUCGAUGGGAUAUUACUAGGGAAGGAUAUAUAUAUAUAUAUACAUCUAUACAUAUACAUAUAAAUAUAUACAUACAAGUCUGCUGCAAGAAAAAGGAAAACCCAUACCGUAGAUGUCGAAGGCAUAGCUGUAUAAUAAAACACACACAAAACCAUGCACAGCUAAACACAAAAAAUGAAACGACUCGACCAUACUAUCGGUAGUAAAGCGUUUUAAACGAAACGAAGGAGUUGCUUCUGAGCAAGCCGUGUAGAAUUUCCUAGGACACUAAAAUGGCAAAACAACUAAAAUAGCAGGAGAAGUGUAGAUUAUACUACGUAAAACUGUGAGAAACUAUGGCGAAAUGAAGCAACGGGCGAAUCGAAAUACUCAUACAUAUCAAUCGUGACCUUCCAGCGCUUAAAUCUCCAACCCGUUUACGAUAUUUCGAUACACGUUCGAUCUUCAUCACGGUUAGGAUGCAGCUUCGGUUCUCGUUUAGGUGCAGAGUAACACUGUUGUGAACGGAGAUUAAACUACGCGGUGAAAAUGUUUUAUCAAACUAGAACACGCGAAAGACAACACUUUCACUAUCCACAAAGAGCUGUACCAUACAACUGAAUUGUUCUAUAGACGUGCCUCCCCCCUUGGUGGAAUUUUGAUAGGGCAAUUGCCCCCAAUUUGUGAGUGUCUGUGAGUGCAUUGCGUUGGACGGUAUACUCCUGCCGUAAAACCAGUGUUCCGAUCGGUGUGUUGUGUUUCGAGGUUGUAUAAAAAUCCGAUCAUAUCGUCAUCGAAGCGUCUGCUGCCGCUAGGAAUCCGAAGCGCCCGAAUAACCCACAACCGUGUCGCACCACCAUUGCGGUACGGUAUUUUCUGUUUUUUUAUUUGAGUUUAGCUUUUAGCUACACACAAUGCAUUCACACACUGUUACACCCUGUAAUCUAUAACGAGCUGUGGCCAUAUCUCAUUAAUGUACCUCUCUUUUCGUAAGUGUUAUAUGCAUGUUGUUCACCGUACGUCAAUCGCGUGACGAUCGAGAAUGUUGUUGUUCGCUUACGAUCUGUUCGCCACUGAUCUACUUACUUUAUCCCGAAACAAAUCGUGUCCGUGCACCGCCCGAUCAAUCUGUUUGCAAAAUUUACUGCUGGGAACCUUUUGGGGACAAACUUCCACUGAAAGGUCCGCACUUGACUUGUUAGAUUGUUGAACAGCAAACGAAACUCUAGUGAAAUAUCAAACCAAAACGUUACAAAAAUUGUUCUUAGCUGUGCUACUAUUUAAAAUUGAACAUACACAUUUGAUUGCACUCCGCGGGUGCGUAACGUUGCGGCCGACCGCGAGUGAAUAUAGAAGUGAGCCGAACCGCGCACCAGCAGCGUGAAACACCCGCCAAUAUGAGCGUCAAGAAAAAUGGAAUAUAUUUGUUUGAUGAAACUAUUGCGCUAAUUGUUGAUAUCUGAGUGGACUUACAAAUUGUGAAAAGAAAUUAUAUAAAGUAAAACUACACUUAUUGUAAAGCAAAGGGGGAUGGAUUGAUCGAUGGAUUGGGAGAAGGGAAUGAAACGUACAACCAAAGAUGUUCGUCGCCGUUGUUAAUGGGUAAGACUCCAUCCGAAAACAAAAGAAAAAUCGACACAUAUCGUGCAUAUAUAAAUACUAACAUAUACAUACAUAUACCUACAUGUACCAGCAACAGUUGCUACAGACAGGCUAUGAAACCAAAGCGAAACUGUACAAGUAGAGCAUAGUGGAAGCGAACCAAAGCGUUUAGCACCUACCACACGCUUCGACAGGAUGCGAAUAUUGUGCAGCUGUAAAGCAGACGUACUUGGGACGGACUGGAAGUUCGGAUUGAUAGGUGUACAACUGACGAGGCAAAAAGAUCAAUAAGCGAAGAAAGUAAAAUCAAAUAGACCCAUAUCCGUGAGCUUCAAAGAAAAAUUUAACUGGCAUGGUCGUGCAAAAAUGAAAUUAAAGCAACAUAUUAGAACCAAAGAACAUUUCGGUUGAUUGUUUAGCAGUUUCCCCAAAAAAGCAUUUUGAAAUAGAAUCGUUAUGGAAUAUAGCUUCUACCUAUCGAAAACGAAUGAACAGCAUUUAACGGAACAGUCAUGGAAAAUAAAAAGUGGCUCCCAGGAACAAAGAACGGAAAAUCCCAAUAGAUGUACAUGUAUUUUAUUAGAAAAUAAGAUAAUUAUACAAAUACACAUAUGUAUAUGUAGGCAACCAAAGCAACCCAUUAAACAAACCUAGUGAUCGGACUGAAGUGAACGAAAUGCGACGAGAGACGCCUGGUUCGUCAACGGGAUAGAAUGACAGCGCUGCAGGAGUGGCAGUAAAGAAAUGCCUGAAGUUAAUAAAUUUCCCAGCGUUCAGUUCACCCUGGCAGUGUGUGAGUUGAUUGUGGGAUAGAGAAAAUGUUUCAUUCACUACAGACAAACAAACCGCGUUCGCGAUCGUAAUUGUGGUAUUAAAUGUUGCAUUAAACGUUAU
This is a messenger RNA of Anopheles moucheti, 5499 nucleotides long. RefSeq names its product high-affinity choline transporter 1 (gene ChT). The transcript has 9 exons. Gene Ontology annotation, cellular component: plasma membrane. The record is from RefSeq and is a predicted model, not a curated record. Gene Ontology annotation, biological process: acetylcholine biosynthetic process; transmembrane transport; choline transport. Gene Ontology annotation, molecular function: choline:sodium symporter activity. Bases 1 to 1779 code for a protein of 592 amino acids. Lineage: Eukaryota; Metazoa; Arthropoda; Insecta; Diptera; Culicidae.